CCCUUAUAUGAACUGUAACUUAUUAAAACCUUUGAAAUUGUUGCAUGAUGCUUAUAUUUUUUUGUUUUCGACAGUGUGCUCUCUGAAUUGACCUAUGGCCCAGAGCACACUCUGAUCCACUGGAGGCAAUUUACGAACGCACCCAUAAUUUCGGCCACGCCGCCAUUAAACCUCAAAGAAGAAUAAAAUGAAGUGACACCCUGUCAGAUUACGUUCUCAAAUAAAACGUUUUGGUCCAGCCUCAUCAGUCACUAUAAUGCCGCUGCAGCAGAGUCCUGUGUGGCUUCCCAUCGACCUCAAUGUCACCAAAAGAUGUAUAAUGUACAAACUGCUCGUCUUGGAGGACGCCAGGAAUACACUGGACAAACAACUACGACGUUUAACCGAAAAGGCCAACGUUGAAGUCCGAAGCUUCCUGAGCGCGCCUCAUCCUAUCAAUGUGCUGGACAACCUCGUCAGGUCUCUGGAUGCUAAAUGUUAUGCCAUCGAGAAACUUUCAACUGCACUCAAAAACCUGACGACCGAUCCACAAUUCAGUGCCCCAGCUUCCACCAGACCGCUAAACAGCCUGUUGCAGCCAGCGCUAUCCAGAGACCGAGGCAUCAUGACAUCGUCAGACGUGCUGAAGUUUGGUCCCAUGCUGCAGAACGUCCUCAUGGCCGGCUCCAUCACCAAGGCAGUACAGAUGCUGGGAGCCUUGCCUGCCCUACAGCAACUCAAACUCUUCUGCUCCUCUUCCUCCUCUCAAGAUGAAGACUUCCAGAAGGAUCAGGUCUUUAUAUGCAGCAUCUCCUCCUCCAGCAAAGUGGCAAAGCUCCCAACCCCCAGCUCCUCAACCCCCAGCUCCUCAACCCCCAGCUCCUCAACCCCCAGCUCCUCAACCAGCAUAGCCAGUCUGAAUCUGACCAAAGACAAUGGGAUCUUUAUCUCCAAGGAGAAGACACCGCAGCAGCCAAAUACAACGACGGUUACAACCAAUCAAAUCAAAGAGAGCAGUCAAAUCAAACAAACACCCGGAGCAACAGAUCUAGACCUACCUGUCCCAGGUGAGCUCCUCUCAGGGUUCAGUAACCCAGCCUACCAGAUGACAGCCCUGGCUCCUCCCCCUCUAGAUUCAGGAAGUGACACCAGAGUGCAGCACCAGAAGCAAACUUCCUCUCAGCUCAUGCAAUUCCUGCGAACCAAUUGCAGGAACGAGCCGUUCAUGGAGUUGGCCGCUUUCUUCCAGCACACCAGCUACUACCAGUACACCUCUGAUUCCACCGCCCCGGCAAUGACCUCUGACCCCCUCCCGGAAACAAAGCAUGCCCAGGAAACCCAGAAUGUUCUAGAAACUAAGAACCACAACGUCAGCGUCCCAAAGAAGGAGCUGUUCUCAGAGCUGCCAGAUAACCAGCUGAACCAAUAUGCCCCGGUGUUCACAGUAAAGCGUGUGGAGUCCGGAGGCUCUCUGAUCUUCAGCUGUAUCAUUGCCACCAAGACGGAGCUCUGGGACGUAGGAGACGUCUUUACCGAGGCGUCAAGGAGCGAUCCUUCCUCUGACGUCGUCACCACCUCGGAGAACAAGAUGUCUGCCGCUAGUCUCCAGUGUCGCAGUGUAGAGAUCUCUAAUACGACCCUCCAACCCCCAGCUCCAUCCAUCCACAGCCUACAGAUCAAAGAGGGACAUGUGACGGGGGAGGUUCAGGAAGAUAUCAACAAUAUCAGUCUGACUCCAGAACUCCAGAGAUUCCAGAACUGUUGUUCCUUGGUUACCCCAGGCAACCAGUGUCUGAACAUUCCAGAGUUCCAGAUCCGUAAGUUUGAGGAGAUGGCGGUGGUGGUGAGUCACGUGGUGCAUCCUGGUAACUUCUACAUCCAACAGGCCGACGCCACCCUCCAGCUGGAGGACCUCAACACUGAUAGUUUAGCAGAGCUGAAGUGUACUCCAGACAUCGGGACCUACGUCAUGGCUUGGUUCCCCCAACAGAAGAGGUGGUGUCGGGCACAGGUGGCCAAGAUAUGUGGCAUGAGUGGAGACAUCAAUGAGGUGGAGGUGAGGAGGCUGGACUACGGAGACACUUCCUGUCUGUCUCUAUGUAACAUCAAGGAACUCAGUGCUGAGAUGACAUCACUUCCUCUACAGGCCAUACAGGUCUCCCUGGCUAAUGUGCGCCCAGUGGACGUGUGUGGCUGGACCCAACAGGCAGUAUAUUGGUUCAGAGACAUGGUGGGCAACAGGACGCUGUACGCACGGCUCUACCCUCAGGGAGAGAGACACAACCCCAUGGUGGAACUCUUCAUGGAGAAGGGAAAACUGGGGUCCAUGAGGAGAGGAGCCUCUCUGUCUCUGAGACUGGCUCAGAAUGGACAUGCUAAACAUGACAAGCUGAGGAACCUGGGAAUCAAGAGAAGUAGUGCGCAGGAGCGAACCAAGAAAUGUGAGUCUGCCUGGAACAAGUACCUUAUUUCCUGUUACACCCAGAAUAAGAAGUAAUCAGGCUGAUAAAGGUGUUGUAGUUCAUUCCCCCUCACCUCCCUCUCCCCUUCAUGAGCCUCCAUCACAUUAACCAGCCUUGAUACAGGUUGUCACUAUGUGGCCUAAUUGGAAGCCCAGCCUUGUUCUAAAAUGUUCUGCCAUUGUAAUCCUUCGGGCAGUGUCAUCUUUUUUUACUUUUGAGACAUCAAAACUAUAAAGUAACACAUGGAAUCAUGUAGUA
Oncorhynchus mykiss (rainbow trout) is the source of this 2699-nucleotide messenger RNA. NCBI's taxonomy places the organism in Eukaryota, Metazoa, Chordata, Actinopteri, Salmoniformes, Salmonidae. The record is from RefSeq and is a predicted model, not a curated record.